AUGGAAUACACCCGCCUGGGUAACUCUGGACUCAAAAUCUCCAAAGUGAUCUUUGGAUGCAUGUCCUUCGGUACUCCCGAAUGGCAAGAAUGGGUCCUCGACGAAGCAGCAGCUCUACCCCUCCUCAAGCACGCAUACGACGUCGGACUUAAUACCUGGGACACAGCCGACAUAUACUCGAACGGCCAAUCCGAGGAGAUUAUCGGGAAAGCAUUGAAGAAAUAUGAGAUUCCGAGAAACAGGAUUGUGAUUCUGACAAAAUGCUAUUUCGGCGUUGCUGAAGAUGGGACUCAACCUCCGAUUGCGGCGGCGAGUGUGAAUGAUGGCCUCAUGGUCAAUCGAACGGGGUUGAGUAGGAAGCAUAUUUUGGAUGCGGUGGAUCAGAGUGUGAAGAGAUUAGGGACGUAUAUUGAUGUGCUGCAAAUUCAUCGGUUGGAUAGAGAUACACCAAGAGAGGAGAUCAUGAGGGCCUUGAAUGAUGUUGUGGACAGUGGGAAAGUGAGAUAUAUUGGUGCUAGUAGUAUGGCUGCUUGGGAGUUCCAAACUCUGCAAAAUAUUGCAGAUAAGCAUGGAUGGCAUAAAUUCAUCUCGAUGCAGAACUACUACAAUCUACUGUAUCGCGAGGAAGAGCGAGAAAUGAUUCCUUACUGCCGGGACACAGGAGUUGGCUUGGUUCCCUGGUCUCCACUCGCCCGAGGAGCACUUGCACGACCAUUCACAGACCGCUCUACUCUUCGAGAGAAGAGCGACUCAGGGCUUACGAGAUUGAUCCGUUCUAAGGAGUCCGAGAUUGACAAGCAGGUAAAUGAGCGGGUUCAAGAAAUUGCCAAGAAACAUGGAGUCUCCAUGACUACCAUUGCUACUGCAUGGUGUCUAAGCAAGGAUAAAGUCAACCCGAUCAUUGGACUGAGCUCCAAAGAAAGAAUUGAUCAGGCUGUGGAGAGUGUGCAGUUUGCCAGUUCUGGAAAGUUGACAGCAGAGGAUAUCGCAUAUCUCGAGGAGGGCUAUGCACCAAAGGAGUUGAUAGGGCUAUUGACAGGAAGCCAAUCUUAUGCAACACACCGGGGAUAG
Mollisia scopiformis is the source of this 1071-nucleotide messenger RNA. Its product is annotated as aldo-keto reductase-like protein. Bases 1 to 1071 code for a protein of 356 amino acids. NCBI's taxonomy places the organism in Eukaryota, Fungi, Ascomycota, Leotiomycetes, Helotiales, Mollisiaceae. The record is from RefSeq and is a predicted model, not a curated record. The transcript has 3 exons.